This is a messenger RNA of Sitophilus oryzae (rice weevil), 5010 nucleotides long. RefSeq names its product homeobox protein 2-like. Lineage: Eukaryota; Metazoa; Arthropoda; Insecta; Coleoptera; Curculionidae. Bases 233 to 4663 code for a protein of 1476 amino acids. The record is from RefSeq and is a predicted model, not a curated record. The transcript is spliced from 7 exons. Gene Ontology annotation, molecular function: protein dimerization activity.
AUUCUUUAUCUAUGACUACCUCUACACUCCAUAUCUAUGACUAUGACAGAUAGUUGACAGAUAGAUAUUUUUUUUGAAAAUUAGAGGUUACGUAAAGUAUUAUUUUAUAAUGUAAACAGAGAUGUAAAUAUUAAAGUUUCGGUUUUUAGAAAAGAAUAUAAAGAAUUAUGGGAUUUGCAAAUAGUAAAGCAUUUAAUAUUAAUAGUGAGAUAGAUAGUAGAUAGUGUUAACCAUGCAGCAGAAAAAAACACGUGAAAAAAGUAAAACCAGAGCAUGGGAAAAAGACAGAAGAAAGAGACUUAACGAUGGUUUUACUAAACUCAGUCAAGUUUUACCAACUUAUGAUUUUUCCAAAAACUUUUCCAAAUUAGAAAUUUUAGAAAAUGCUAAAUUAGCGAUUACAGAUUUAGAUGAAAAACUUAAAGCCUUUCUAUACCCUCAGGAUUCUAAGAAAUGCCAUGAAGAAAAAUUAAAAGUGUUUAGUGAUGUUAUUAAAAGGCUACAAACCCGCAUAAGGAAACUUUUAGUGAGAAAUGAACAGCUCAGUAAUUUGCUAAAAAAUGCAGGUAUUACUGUUCCAAGAGAAUAUAGUGCUGUUAAAAAAUUUACGAAAUCAUACAAAGAUAUUUAUAAGGCAUCUCAACAAAGAAAAAAGGAUGGAGAAGAAGAACUGGAAAAAGAGAAUCAAGUAAAAGUUAAACAAAAGAAAGCUAAGCCUUAUUUAGAUUUGAAACGUAAGAAAAGUUGUAGCCCAUCUGUAAAAAAUAAGAGGUUUUCUAAAAAGAAACAGGCUUCUAAAAUAGCAUCAUCUUUCCCAAAUUGUGUAUUUAUAGUUUCUCAACCAAAUCUAAUUAACAGCUCUUGUUAUAUCCUUGCAAGAAAUGCUAGAAAAGGGAAUCAAACAGUAAUAACCAAUUCUUCACUUUUAAAAUCGCCUAUAGUGUCUCCUAAUAUUAAACCAUCUGUAUUCAGUGGUAAUGUGGCAACAAAUUUAGGACCAGGAACGUUAAUCUUAACAAAUGGUACUGUAACACCGAUUGUACAAACUCCCCAAAUUCUUCCUGUGGUUCCAACAAUAUUCAAUCCUAUUCAAAGUAAUGUAUCAACACUUAUUGUUGUAUCUUGCAAUGCUAAGUCAUCUUGUAUUAAUAAAAUUACAUCUUCAACUUCAUUGAUACAAUCAUCCAAGUCUAACAAGAUUCAAGAAUUAAAAUAUUCCAGUGAAGAUAUAAUUUCCAGUAAUAUGUGUCCAAUUUUAAGACCCAAAAUUUGUCAGACUAAAACGACCCAAGUUAAUAAGGUUCCUAUACCUGCUUUAUCAUCAAAAAACAAACAUUUAUGUAUAAAUACCACUAAAAUAUCUAAAACCGAUAUUUCCCAGGAAAAAAAUUUAGACAAUUGUGUUAAAAAUAUAAAAAAUAUAAGUAAUAAACGUAAAAGAUGUAACAUUGAUGACAAUAGCAAAACAAAAAAGCGAAAACCGAAUAUUGAACAAAAACAAUUUAGUGCCGAGUCUUCAGUUUGUAAUAAAGACUCAAUAAAUGUAAAAUCAACACUUGAUAAUACCAAAGUCAAUCCUCCUGUUCAUGAAAAUAGUAAAGACAAUUGUGAAAGUAUUAAAACUAAUGUUGAAUCUUGUAUCAAACCAAAACUACAGGUUUCAGUGUCAGAAAUAGCAACUGUGGUAAACACAUCUUCGUCAAAUCAGUCAUUUAAUACAUUAUUAGAACAGUCUGAUAUUGUUCAAAACUCUAAAUCAGAAAAUAAGAGUGAAAUAUCCAAAGAUAUAGAGAGUAAGAAAGAAAAACCACAAUUACAUGAAAAUAAAACGAAAUUAAAUGAUCAACCUGUAAGUACUAUGGCAGUUUGCACUAAUUCUGGAUCAGAAUUGACUUCUGAUCUGAUAUUCAGUACCUCAAGCUCUAAACCUGAGUGUAAUUUACAGGAGUUAAAAUCAAUGAGUUAUAAUUUGUCAAGAACUGUAACUAGUAGUAAGGAUAUUAAUGAUACUCCAGAUAUAAAAUCACUAGAACUCAAUUUACCACAAUCUGAGUUAUCCAACGAUAUAUUUGCUUCUCUUCAAGUGCCCUCUGGAUGUCAAAACCCGGAAUCAACGUCUCCGACGGCAGCUUUUCUACUUGCAUUUCCUUUAGUCUCAUCGGGAGUAAAAGUAACAGAAGUUAUAAAUGAUGAAAAUAAUGAAUCACAAACUGCUACACCUAAUAUACUGCAGAUUGGUACAAUGGAAACUACCAAGCCUAGUCAGUCUCAUUCCGAAAGUUUAACGCCGAGCUUGUUGAAUUUAGAUGGUUUUUCGUUCUUUUCUAAUAAAGACAGCUGUAGCGGAUUUUAUAAUAAUUAUACUGCAUCUUCCAAUUCGCAAAUUUGUAGUACAACAACGACGGCAACAAUCUCUAAUCAAAAUUAUGUUAAUAGCAGAGCACUUACUGAAAUGGACAACAAAGCAAAUUUAAUGGUGAAGGGACAAAAGAAUAAUGGAAUCCGUUCCUGUCAGAAUAAUUAUAAUAACAUUCCAGUUAGAAGCACUGCCUCGAUAGAUACCAAACAUACAAACCCUCAGAUGCUUCAUAAGAAAAUGAACAAAGAACACAAAUUAAGUAAUCCAAGUCAUUGUAGCAUCACGAAUAAUGUCGAUCGUCCAGCGUCUGGGGUACAAUCAAACUCAUGUCAAAGUAGAUCAAUAGGGAAUACUCAUUUUCCUAAAGGAGGAUCUAACGAACCUUAUGUGCCCAAAUCAUUUGAAAGCUGCAGCAAUUAUUCAGGUUAUAAGGAUUGUAGUUCUCUUGCAAGUAAUUCUUUUUACCCCAGUAAGAAUUUCAAUCCCGCAUAUACUAUUGCUGGAAGUAACAACUAUUUCUAUAAUUCGUACAGUUCUGAAAAUGAAAAUAGAAAUUAUAAUACGUCGCAAUGUUCGGAAUAUAGAAAGCGCGAUAACUACUUAAAUCAUUAUAAUAAUCAGUCUCAAAUCUACAACAAAGAAAAAUAUGUUCCACACGUCCCAGCAGAAGCCAAAGUCCCGCAUGUAUCGCAAAACAAGCCGAUUAAUUGGAUGACAACACCUAGUACUACUAGUUCUUAUAAAACCGAUUAUUUUUUGCCACCGUUCACCAAAGAUAAUGACUUUACUUCAAAUUUGAAUACAAGUAAUUCUUUUAAUACGAUUUCUUCAAACGCUUAUUUCCCUAGCUCUUCUAUGUAUACCCCGAGCGAGCAUUUAAAUUCCGAUACGAGAAAAGGUGUGGAUAUUUCUUUUCCAACUUAUAACAGUUACCAGAGACCGGAUAACGAAGAAAAUCAAUUCUCGUGGUCGCCAAAUAAGAUGCCCCAGUUUCUAGAUCCAACUCAUUCGUUUGUGUCUUCUACGUUACCGACGCUGGUCGGGGAUUUAGCUUUAAACAAUUUUUCUACAGUCGAACAAAAAUCAAUAAUUAAAGACAGAAGUAAUAAGGAUAGUCGUAGAAAAAUCGGAAAUUUUGACGCUCAAACGGGCCAGUCGAAUUUCCUUUCUGUCAGCCAAUUGGUUGAGAGGGAAAGCGUUCCUGGAAAGGUUUCGUCCAGACGGAACAGCGGAAAUCGAUCUAAAGUAAAUACAUCGAAAAAACGACUGGAGAACAAGGUAGAAUCUAGUAAAGAACUCCAGAGUUAUCACAAGAUUGAAAAGAAUAAUCAGUCUAAAAACUUCGUGAAUGAUAAUUUGUUCUGCGACCCUAAACAUCAAAAUAGAAACAACAAGAUGAUACCGAGUAAUUAUUCAGCGGAGGCAUUGAUAGGAAACCAUAUAAACGGGGGAGAUAACGGAAAAAAAGUAACGCCCUUUCAGAAUAAGGGUAUAGUACCGAAUUUCUUGGGGGAUAAUAUCGGGCCGUACUUCCCCUCUGUUGACGUACCUCCAGAUAACAGUUACAUGCAAGCGAACCAGGGUUACCAAUCGAAUUCUUUCGCGCACAAUUUUUCAACCUUCCAAAAUAACAGUUAUGGAAGUGGUAAUAUAAUUCCUAGCGCUUGUGCCAUAACGUCGUCGUACUUGCCGAAUAAUAAUUUUAUGCACAAUUCCAAUGGUCAAGAGUAUCAAGCGGACAAUUCGAACGUUUUCCAAAAUAUUAUCGCAGCUCCAAAGGAUAAAGUCAACUGUACAAAAAAUUAUAAUCGAUCUUCCGAUAAAGAUGAUAAACACGACGGUAGCAGUUGUAAGAAGUCGAAAAAACGCAAUCUCAAUGAAGGAAGUUUACCUUCGUUUGAUAUCAAUUUUCUUUCGUUUUCUGCAUCAAUGAAUUCGCCGAUUUUGCCUGACGUUUUUGAUACCACUUACCUUCCUCCCACCACUUUGUAUUCCUGUAAAAAUCCGCUGUAUUCCAAGCCAGAUUUGGCGCCGGGUACGCUGAUUCCUCCUCUGCCUGCUCCUGGAAAACAUGGAAUUCAGCAUCCGGAAAUCUCGCCUUCUGUUAAUUCAAUGGGUACUUCGUUAACCAACUUUAAUAUGAGCACCAUAUUUCCAGAAAUUAACAAGGGGCCAAUUCAAGAACAUUAUACAGACAACAGAAAUAAAGAUUAUUCUGUUGGUAGAAAUUUUCCAGCAACAUCUUCCAUUCAAGUUCCUUUUAGUAGUAAACCAUCAAUCAGUUUCAGCUCUUUUGGGACGUGAUGAAAAUAAAUUAUUGUAUAUAUUACCUACUUAUGUACGCACAACCAAACUUAUAUGGAAUUACUCUUUCACUCUUUAUUUCUGACUAAAUUUUUUGCAAGGAUAAAAAUUGGUAUACAACUUUAAAGCCCCGUUCUCAGAACAUCGGUAUUGUCGAGCGACACGCCAAGAACCAAAUGAGAUCACAAAAUUCAAAAUUGACAGUUGUUUGAAUUUUGUACGAUUCUCAUUGGUUCUACCGCCGCUCUGUUAUGCUCGUAACAGGUUAAAAAACAACGUAUCUAAAAUGGCUUAUUUUCUAUACGUUAUUCUCUUACCCGUUGCGAGCCUCCAUCGACAAUCGACCG